Molecule: messenger RNA, 966 nt
Organism: Lonchura striata (white-rumped munia)
Lineage: Eukaryota; Metazoa; Chordata; Aves; Passeriformes; Estrildidae
Source: RefSeq, a predicted model, not a curated record
GCUAUUUAAGCGGCCGAGGCUGAGUCUCCCCCGACUUCCCUGCUUGGGCACACUCGGGACUCACUGCUCCCGACUCGAGAGGGACCCUGGAAAAGCGCAGCGGAAAGCAAUGUACAGCGGGCUAUGCAUCUGCGUGUUCCUCGCCGUGCUCUCGGUGAGCUCCCUCGGACGUUCCACUGGAAGAUUCUCAGUUAUGGGAAACAGGGUACAGAGCAUUGAUCCUACUCACAGGAUAAAUGACAGAGACUACAUGGGCUGGAUGGAUUUUGGACGCCGCAGUGCUGAAGAAUAUGAGUAUUCUUCCUGAAGAACACCAAACUAAUAGCAAUGAGGAAAAAAAAAUCACACUCCCAUGUCUGUACAAAAAAAGAUAAAUCAAUUUGUUGUCCUCUUCAAAUCAGUGUUUUAAAGUAUUUAAAAUCAUGUAUUUGACAUAAGUUUGUCUGUAAGACUAUACAAUGCAAUACAUAUAUAUGCAGAAUUUUCCAGAAACAUUUUCUUUCUUUUGUGUUUUCUCAUACAUUGAUACUAUAUUAAAAUGAUUUCACUUAUCUCUUCUUGUCCUGCCACUGCAUGUUUCUGGGUGUCUUACUAUAAAAGAAAGAUAUCAUAAUGCCUUUAUUUGGCACUGUAAAUAUAUUCCACGGGUUGAACUGUCAGAUUAUCUAUUUUUCAGAGAAAUCUCGUGUCUGUCCCAAUAGCUUUGAACUCUAGGGAACUUGUAAAAAUAUAAACACAGCAGCACAAUACUGCCAGAAAAGACCAGCUAUUUUCAUGGUGACCCUGUUUGCAAAGGACUGAGUUAUACACUGAGCUCACAUCUUUGCAGUGAACAGCCAACAGUGCUAAAACAGUGAAAAAGAGGGAUGACACCAACAUGCUUCAUCGUCCUGGCUUAUUUGUUUUAUGUUGUGAAUUCUGUGUGAAAGUUCUGCUGCAAAUCACAGAAUAAACAGAGCAUUCCCA